This is a messenger RNA of Chinchilla lanigera (long-tailed chinchilla), 996 nucleotides long. RefSeq names its product pre-B lymphocyte 3 (gene Vpreb3). The record is from RefSeq and is a predicted model, not a curated record. Lineage: Eukaryota; Metazoa; Chordata; Mammalia; Rodentia; Chinchillidae. Gene Ontology annotation, biological process: immune response; immunoglobulin production. The transcript has 2 exons. Bases 465 to 839 code for a protein of 124 amino acids.
AGAUGGAGAUUACAGUGCUCUGUGUGUGUGCAUGCACAUGUAUGUUAUAUAAAACUGACCUAUUUGCUUAAGGCUUGUGUACUUUCCCAUAUUUCACUUGUACCUCAAUAAAAAAGUAGAUUCUGGGGUCAGAGAUAUAGCUCAGUGGUAGAGCAUUUGCCUGGCAUGUUUGAGGCCCUGGGUCGAUCCCUGUGCUACGAAAAAUAAAGCAGAUUUCAACAUCCUGCUAUAAUUGCACGUGAGGACUUCCAAGUUUCUGAUCUCCCAUAGCCCUGAGUACCAGGACCGUGACAUUUGGGAAGAUAGGGCCGGGCUGUUGGUCCUAGCCACACCUCUCCUUCUUCAGUCAGUGGGUUAAUUUGCAUACCUUUUUGUGGCCCAGCAGCCACCCCAGUCCUGUGCCCCUAAGCACCUGGAGCAUUGCCCAGCAGAACCUCUCCCUGCCUGUCUCUCUGCCUCUGGUCAUGGCCUGUCCCCAGUGCCUGGUCCUUCUGCUGAUGGGAGCCUUCCUGGCAGUCUCCCAGCAAGCCCUGGCCCAGGCGGUUGCACUGCUGGUCUUCCCAGGCCAAGUGGCUCAACUCUCCUGCACACUCAUCCCCCAGCAUGCCAGCAUUGCAGACUAUGGAGUGUCCUGGUACCAGCAGCGGGCAGGUAGUGCCCCCCGCUACCUUCUCUACUACCAUUCAGAGGAGGACUUCCACCGGCCUGAUGAUAUUCCCGACCGAUUCUCAGCUGCCAAGGACGCGGCCCACAAUGCUUGUAUCCUGACCAUCAGCCCAGUGCAGCCUGAGGAUGACGCAGAUUACUACUGCUGUGUUGGCUACGGCUCUGGUCCCUAGGGGUGGAGUAUGGGAUGAAUGCCCUGUCUGCCUCCUGUUUCUGCCUCUGAACUUGGAUACCCCGCUCUCUCUGGUCCUUGCUUUCCUUCUCUGUACAAUGGAUUAAUAAAAUUCAGCAUUAUUAUGAAGGCCAUGAGUUCUUGGCCAAAAAAAUGAC